GUGACACGUAGUAACGCGGAAGUAAACAAAUAAUGCGGUCGUCUUGAAUGUAAAUUUGGAUUAAAGUGUGUAGUUUGUAAUCUGGGCGAAGGAAGCAGUCGUGUAAUCAAAUUCAAAUCAAAUGCACGCGUCCUGGCUUGUGUUUUGGUAGAUUUGAUAUUAGACUGAAAUGUUGACAGUUAAAAUUUUCACCACGUGGUCAAACCUAACUAAAGCAAACCACAGCCAUUAAGAUAGUAGUAAACCAAGCAAGUUAUUAUUUAUAUGCCCAAGUUUAAUUAUAGUUGAUGUCAUGGAUUGGGAUGCGACAGAACUGAGCAUCCAGUCUGAUGAACAACAUGCAGAAAGCAGUGAGUGUGUGGAGGCGAGAAAUCAGACUGAUGGCGAAGAGAAGGCUGAGAAUCAGACUGUGAACAUCAGCUUCUGCGGAUCCACGCCUUUGCUGUGGAGGGCGGCAGAUAUUAAGAAGUGUAGAGAAGAGGUCGGGGUGAUCGGGACUCUUGUGGGGUCUCUGGCCAGACAGCCAAGGCAGAAUGUCAGACUGGGAAGGCCACUGGAAAUCCUGCAGGAAGAGGCUUGGCUGCUGGUGGAGACUGGAAAGGCGAUUGCUUUACGGCACAAAGAGCUGUCUGCAGAUGAAGAAAGUCGUUUGAAGGCAGUGGAGUUGUACGAGGCCAGACUAGAGCAGAGUUAUAAGGAGCAGCAUGUUCUCGCCCUGGAGGACAAGAAAGCUGUACUGCAAAGAGUAAUCAGUGAGAAACAGAAUGCUCACAAGGGUAAGGAUGCAGCAGAGCAGGCAGUCAGACAGCGACUUGAAUCUCUGGAGAAGAGCUUCUCGUUCCCCCGUUCUGCCAUGGCUGUCCAACUCUGCACUGCACGUGCCGGCUUCAGUCACUGUCCUGAGGAACAUGCUUUCUUGACUGUUGAUUGGCCAAUGCCUAGAAACAAGCGCUCAGAGACGAGAUUCCGGGUUUAUAAGGAUCUUAGGAGGAAAGGCUUCUAUCUAACUCCAGCAGGGAAGUUUGGGGGUGAUUAUCUGGUGUAUCCAGAUGAUCCACUCCGCUUUCAUGCCCACUUCAUCGCCCUGUGCUUGCCAAUGGAUGAAAAGUUACCACUCUGUGAUGUUCUUGCUAUAGCAAGGCUUGGAUCCAGUGUAAAGAAAACAGUGUUACUUUGCUCACCACAGGAUACCAGUGACAGUGGAGAGGAAAUGGGAGAGGAGGUUGUGUAUUCGUCUCUGCAGUGGAGUGGAAUAGUAUAGCAUACGGACUGAUUCGACCCAGAGGAGGGCCCUCCUUGCCUUUCAGGACUUAAUAACCUGCUGGACUGAGCUUGUCUGAAGGCACAAAUAUUUAAUAUAAAAUUAAAUCUGUUCAUUUUCCCAUGGCUGGUCAGUUCUUUUCAGUUUGUUUCAGUAAAACAGCGUCUGGGAUUUGGCCAAUAAACCACAUGUAUGAUAAAACCA
Molecule: messenger RNA, 1465 nt
Organism: Neoarius graeffei (lesser salmon catfish)
Lineage: Eukaryota; Metazoa; Chordata; Actinopteri; Siluriformes; Ariidae
Gene: tsen34
Product: TSEN34 tRNA splicing endonuclease subunit
Exons: 4
Coding region: 293-1261 (322 amino acids)
Biological process (GO): tRNA-type intron splice site recognition and cleavage; tRNA splicing, via endonucleolytic cleavage and ligation
Cellular component (GO): tRNA-intron endonuclease complex
Molecular function (GO): tRNA-intron lyase activity; nucleic acid binding
Source: RefSeq, a predicted model, not a curated record